UUGUCAAUCCAGUUGCGCGAUGGUGUGUUGAGCGUAGAGCGUGUGAGUAAGGCAAGCCAUUUUGAUUAGUAAUAUGGCGUCGUCAGCGGAGAUUAAUAUGGCGUCUUCGGACAUAAUAACUGAAGUGGAGAUUCAACCGGACAUCCAAGAAGUUGAAAUAGAGACAAUACCUGUUGAAAUACCCUGUGAAACAGUUGAAACGACAAUUGAAGGUGACGAUGGACAGCCAAUAAUAUCAUUACAACCACUCCCCGAGCCAGGACGUGAGGAAAUUAUUUUACAGACGCAAGAGGAAAUUGUUGGUGGUGAUCCGCUGAGCGUUUACGACCAAAUACCAGUACCCGACAACGACAUUUAUGUCGAAUCAAGUCCUGGACCGUCGAGAAAAACUAGUAAAAAAACCCGUAAAUCUGGUAAUACACGAUUUAGAUCACAGGAUCACGCGAUAUUCGGUGAUAUGGGUACGGAAACUAAAACAAGAAAGUGGGAGCAGAAACAGGUUCAAAUCAAGACCCUCGAAGGUGAAUUUUCGGUGACAAUGUGGGCAUCUGGAACUGACGACGGGAGUGUCCUAUUGACGCAUCACCUGGUGGAUGUUCCAGAUGAAGGCUCAAACCCGGAGCCUGAUCCAGAUUACUCCGAGUACAUGACAGGAAAGAGCAACACGAAGUUCAACCACUCAGGGAGUUCAGUCUCCGAUGGAAUAACCGUUGGACUGGAUAUGUCCGACCCGAAACAGUUGUCUGACUUCGCACGACCUGGACACAAAUUAAAAGUACGCAAGCCUCCAGCUAUCGAUGGUGUCGAACGUACCAUCGCCUGUCCGCACAAAGGAUGUACCAAAAUGUUUCGUGAUAAUAGCGCUAUGCGUAAACACUUACAUACUCACGGUCCACGUGUUCACGUGUGCGCCGAGUGUGGCAAAGCCUUUGUCGAGAGCUCAAAAUUAAAGAGGCAUCAGCUUGUUCACACUGGAGAAAAGCCUUUCCAGUGCACCUUCGAGGGCUGCGGUAAACGAUUCAGUCUUGAUUUCAAUUUAAGAACUCACGUAAGAAUUCAUACCGGCGAUAGACCUUAUGUAUGUCCGUUUGAUGGAUGCAGUAAAAAAUUCGCUCAAUCGACCAAUUUAAAGUCCCAUAUAUUGACACACGCUAAAGCGAAAUCGAGAAAUGCCAUGGGCCGACAAGUAUCACAAUUGCAACAACUGCAACAACCUCAGUUCGUUCAGGUGGAAGUUGCUGAUGUUGAUAAUCAACAAUUUAUUGUGUACGCCGAUUAGCCCCCUUUAAAAAAAUUAACAGAUCUCCUUUAUUAAGUAAUGUUUACAAAACCCACAACUAAUAUUAAUUAUAUCGUAAUCAAUAAUUAAUAAUAAUUAAUCAUUUAAAUAUCUUGUACAUAUUUAUAAUACGAUAUAAAGUGGCGCCUGCAACAAUAAGAAAUAAUAAUUAUUAUUAUUUAAAUAAAAACAAAAAUCAACAGGAUAAAUAAAUAAAAUAAAAAGAAUGUGUUGGUUUAAAACUAUGCAUUGAGUUAAAAUUGAUACCAAUUGUAAUGAUAGAACACCGGAAGCACUAGAGUUAGGAAUUAAAAUAAUUUUAAUAAUUAUUAAUGAAUCAGACAUUUGUUUGGUGAGAUAAUUAUAUAUGAAUAUGAAUAUGAAAGAAAUGAUAAACGAU
Cotesia glomerata is the source of this 1679-nucleotide messenger RNA. Its product is annotated as transcriptional repressor protein YY1-like. The record is from RefSeq and is a predicted model, not a curated record. Gene Ontology annotation, biological process: regulation of transcription by RNA polymerase II. Gene Ontology annotation, cellular component: PcG protein complex; transcription regulator complex. NCBI's taxonomy places the organism in Eukaryota, Metazoa, Arthropoda, Insecta, Hymenoptera, Braconidae. Gene Ontology annotation, molecular function: RNA polymerase II cis-regulatory region sequence-specific DNA binding; DNA-binding transcription factor activity, RNA polymerase II-specific. The transcript is spliced from 3 exons. Bases 74 to 1279 code for a protein of 401 amino acids.